Molecule: messenger RNA, 1197 nt
Organism: Aspergillus oryzae RIB40
Lineage: Eukaryota; Fungi; Ascomycota; Eurotiomycetes; Eurotiales; Aspergillaceae
Exons: 3
Coding region: 1-1197 (398 amino acids)
Biological process (GO): transmembrane transport
Cellular component (GO): membrane
Molecular function (GO): transmembrane transporter activity
Source: RefSeq, a predicted model, not a curated record
AUGUCUCAUGAAAUUGACAACACGCGGUCGAAGCGCAUGCUUCUUUUGCUUUACCUGACGGCCUUUCUCUUUUUUCUAGGAGAAAAUAUCCAACAAGCCCCACGAACCCAGAUCUAUGAGACCAUUAUCUGCCACCGUAUGCUGCCAUGGAAUUCGAAGGACACGCCAGCAAGGGAAGGGUGCAAAAGCAAGGCUGUCCAAGAGGAACUAGCCUUCCUCAAGGGCACUGAGAGAUUAUUAGGGGCACUACCGACCGUUCUUGUUAUUCCGUGGAGUAUUUUCGCUGAACGAUAUGGCCGCUGCCUUUCCUUGAAAUUGGCGUUAGCUGGAGUCCUGUGUGAAGAGGCAUGGAGCUGUCUCAUCUGCUGGUUCUCAGACUUGGUUCCGAUCCGUCUCAUCCUACUGGCCCCCUUAUUUGAAAUCAUCGGCGGUGGUCCUGCAAUCAUCACUACUAUUGUACAUUUAUUGGCCGCAGAGGUGACCACGCCUGAAACGCGGACAUCAACCUUUUUUGUUAUCCGCGCCAUGGCAAUUGCAGCGGCCAUCCUGGCCCAACUCGUGAGCUCGUUCCUCAUGACCCGUAAUGCGUGGGUGCCGUGGCUUCUAGGAUUGCUCUGCAUUCUUCUCGCAAUGUUUGCCGUCCCAUAUGCGCCGAACCCCGCCAUUGAGAAUUCUCUAAAUGAGAACACCAUGUUGGAUCCGGGACAACAUAAUGCGCGUAGUAUGGGUACCUUGAACCAAGAGGAAUCCCUUAGCAGCAAACAUGCUACUGUUCGAUCUCGUCUCGCUUUGGUGGCAAAGCAACUCCAGGAAGGGACAAAGGUUGUCUACGGAAACUUUUCGCUCAUCGUAUUAUUAGCGAUGUCAUUUUUGGGUGAGCUCUGCGAAGAUUCGCUUGCUAUGGUCCUGUUGCUUUACAUCUCGAAACGGUAUAGCUGGGAAUUCGCCCAGGCCAACUAUCUGUGGGCUCUAGGAGAGGCUGUCCAGUUUGUGUUCCUGAUUAUCCUUCUUCCGCGUAUCAGUACUAUGCUCUUAGCUCGUUUCAGGAUGAAUGCAUACGCGGCGGAUUUUACGAUAUCCAUUGCUAGCACGACUAUGCUUAGUUUCGGGAGUUUGCUUCUCGGAAUUGGCGUUUCUAUACCUGUUGCCAUCAUAGGUAUCCCUACCUUCCCCUCUAUAUCCCGGGGCUAUCACUAA